Molecule: messenger RNA, 1290 nt
Organism: Cyanidioschyzon merolae strain 10D
Lineage: Eukaryota; Rhodophyta; Bangiophyceae; Cyanidiales; Cyanidiaceae
Product: similar to auxin-regulated protein
Exons: 1
Coding region: 1-1290 (429 amino acids)
Biological process (GO): protein deubiquitination; endoplasmic reticulum unfolded protein response
Cellular component (GO): nucleus; cytosol
Molecular function (GO): cysteine-type deubiquitinase activity
Source: RefSeq, a predicted model, not a curated record
AUGGGACAGUGCCUGAGCUGCACCCGAGCUAGGGGUCACCGCCGUGCUAACUUUGCCCCGACGGUAGCGGCAGACGGUACAUCGACCGGCACGGGGGAGCAGGAGGAACCAGAGGAGGAGGAAGAGGCCGAGUCGCUCCUUUUCCCUCGCUUCAGUCGGGCAAAGGUGGACACUGAGAGCGUUGCACGCUUGCUUGAUGACUCCAAGGCGGACGCAAAGGCUCGUAUGGAACAGAGCCUGAAAACAGAGAGCAAGCGCGAGCGUUCCUCUACCCACAGCUCGUACACAGACGCGCAAGAAGAGUCGCAGGGGUCGUUUCGUCUCUCGAGAAGCACAAGCCGCUCCUUUUCGACGUCAUCCGAAGUUGAUGCCCUCAAGAGCACGCUCGCUGACCUGGAGGAACAGGUGAGCGUGGUCGAGUCUGAGGACGAUGCCAUUGAACUGCUCUGUCAUAUGGCGGAUCUGCGACGAGAGAUGCAGAUCGUCGCAGCGCUCCGACACCCGCAUCGCGCCCAGAAGAUUCACAGUUUGCUCAUUCGUCUGGAAUCCUUGAUUCAUCGCUUGCAGGCGUACGUGCUGCGGAGUCCUUCUCCUGAUGGCUUUCGUCGAGUCCGUGAAAGCAGCCGAGGCGUCCUCUUCCAGCGCGGUGCUGCAGCUCGAGUGCGGCCAGUCACAGAAAGGGAACGUCACGCUUUACCCCAUCGGUAUCUGAGUUUCAACAGCGCCACUUUUUACGAUUCGGGGGCCGUUCUUAAGAGGGAAUCAACGGUGCGAGACCAGUCGGGGCAGCUGCGUAUCGAUCCAACGCGUGGUGACGGCCGUUGCCUCUUCCGUUCGGUAGUACGGGGUCUUGCAUUCUACGCAGGCCUCUACCCCGGGUCGAAAUGGUCGGAACGACGUGAACGGCGCGAAGCAGAUAUCUUGCGAUAUCUCUGCGUACGAGAGAUGCGAAAGCAUCGAGACCUGUUUCUGAGAGACCAGGUCGUUGAAGAAGACUUUGAUGAACAUCUGCGACGCCUCGUGCACAGUGAUGAGUUCGCUGGCGAACCCGAGUUGCUCAUUCUGGGACCGCUCUUACAGACACCAAUCUGUGUCUAUAUGAGCACGGGAGAUCAAGCGGACGCCAAUGCUGCUAGAAGCUCGUCCAAUGAACGGACCAAGUCGAGUGAUCUAUUUCUGGUUGCCGUCUAUGGUCGCAGUUUCAUCGCUGAACCUGUGAGUUUGCGGUAUCAAUCGAUGCAUUAUGAUCUGCUGCUUCCGCGAAGCGAUCAUGAACUCGGGAAAACUUAG